UGUUCGCGCACGAGGCCGGCGGGGUGCGGGAGCUGGAAGGGCCUACGCUGGCGCCCGGGACUGUUUUAGGGAUCUUGGAAGCCUUGCCAACAUGUCUGACAUUCAAGAAGCUACUAACCAACUCCUAGAUGUGAACCUUCAUGAGAACCAGAGAUCUGUACAAGUGACAGAAAGUGACCUUAGAAGUGAGUCUGAGCUUCUAGUCACUAUCGGAGCCACUGUACCUACUGGCUUUGAGCAAACAGCAGCAGAUGAAGUGAGAGAGAAAUUGGGGUCAUCAUGCAAAAUCAGCAGAGACCGUGGCAAGAUAUAUUUUGUCAUUUCAGUGGAAAGUCUGGCUCAGGUUCAUUGUUUGAGAUCAGUUGAUAACUUAUUUGUGGUUGUUCAGGAGUUUCAAGAUUACCAGUUCAAAAAAACAAAGGAAGAAGUUCUAAAGGAUUUUGAAGACUUGGCUGGAAAACUUCCAUGGUCAGACCCUUUAAAAGUAUGGAAAAUUAACACCAGUUUUAAGAAAAAAAAAAUAAAACGCAAAAAGAUAAAUCAGAAUUCAAGUAAAGAGAAGAUUGAUAAUGGAAAAGACAACAAAAUAGAUGAGACAGGUAUUAAAAAAGAGUUCCCUGACAAUGCUUUAGAUUCACAUAUCUUAGAUUAUUAUGAAAAUCCAGCCAUCAAAGAGGAGAUAUCAACAUUAGUAGGUGAUGAUUUGGCAUCUUGUAAAGAUGAGACUGAUGAAAGCACAAAACAAGAAACUGAGCCUCAAGUGCUGAAGUUUAGAGUCACGUGCAACAGGGCAGGAGAGAAACACUGCUUUACCUCAAAUGAGGCUGCAAGAGAUUUUGGAGGUGCUGUUCAAGAUUAUUUUAAGUGGAAGGCUGACAUGACCAACUUCGAUGUGGAGCUAAAAUGUAAUACAGGUUUAUAUGAAAAACAGUACUAUGUUUUUUCUAAAAGUGUGCAUGAGUGUGAGAGCUCUUCUCUUUCCUCCAGGCUCUGUGAUCCUCUACCUUAUGAUAUAAUAGUCGAUCCAAUGUGUGGAACAGGGGCAAUACCAAUAGAGGGGGCUACUGAAUGGUCUGACUGUUACCAUAUUGCUGGUGAUAAUAAUCCACUGGCUGUAAAUAGAGCAGCAAAUAACAUCUCAUCUUUAUUGACCAAGAGCCAAAUUAAAGAAGGCAAACCAUCCUGGGGCUUGCCCAUAGAUGCUGUUCAGUGGGAUAUCUGCAAUCUGCCAUUAAGAACGGGCUCUGUGGACAUUAUUGUAACAGAUUUGCCAUUUGGAAAAAGGAUGGGCUCCAAGAAGAGAAACUGGAACCUUUAUCCAGCUUGCCUACGGGAGAUGGGCCGUGUCUGUACACCUGCAACAGGCCGAGCUGUACUGCUUACUCAGGACACGAAAUGCUUUACCAAGGCAUUAUCUGGAAUGCGACAUGUAUGGCGGAAGGUGGAUACAGUUUGGGUGAACAUUGGGGGUCUUCGUGCUGCAGUUUAUGUUCUGGGACGUACGCCCCAAACUUUUGUUCAUCCUUCAGAACAGGAUGGAGAAAGAGGAACUCCUUGGUAAUGCAAAGAAUGAAGAUGACUAAUAAUAUCAUUCAUACUUCCCAACACUGGAAAUGUCAGCACGAAGAACUUGCUUUUUGAGAAAAAUAGUAUUAACAAAAGUGCAGUCUGUACCCUUAAAACCAGUCCAAAGCUCUUCAUGCUAGUUAGCAAAAGGUGUGAUGGAAUUGAAAAAGUCUUAUGAGA
This is a messenger RNA of Propithecus coquereli (Coquerel's sifaka), 1746 nucleotides long. It is a transcript of the gene THUMPD3, whose product is annotated as THUMP domain containing 3. Bases 92 to 1561 code for a protein of 489 amino acids. The transcript has 10 exons. Gene Ontology annotation, molecular function: RNA binding; tRNA (guanine) methyltransferase activity. Gene Ontology annotation, biological process: tRNA methylation. The record is from RefSeq and is a predicted model, not a curated record. Lineage: Eukaryota; Metazoa; Chordata; Mammalia; Primates; Indriidae.